Homalodisca vitripennis (glassy-winged sharpshooter) is the source of this 1965-nucleotide messenger RNA. RefSeq names its product sodium-coupled monocarboxylate transporter 1-like. Gene Ontology annotation, cellular component: membrane. Lineage: Eukaryota; Metazoa; Arthropoda; Insecta; Hemiptera; Cicadellidae. The record is from RefSeq and is a predicted model, not a curated record. The transcript is spliced from 14 exons. Bases 68 to 1891 code for a protein of 607 amino acids. Gene Ontology annotation, biological process: sodium ion transport; transmembrane transport. Gene Ontology annotation, molecular function: symporter activity.
CGUUGUUCGUGCAAAUACUUCGUACUAACAUUUGGAAGUAGCUCACUAAGUUAAAAGGUACAGGAAAAUGGAAGCAGAACUACAUAUUAUGUUCUCCUGGGUAGAAUAUUUAGUGGUGGCGAUCAUGCUACUGCUCUCUGUCCUAGUUGGCGUCUACUACACCUUCUUCAACAAGCAGAAGACCUUCAAGGAUUACAUGCUGGGCGGGAAGACUAUGGGAGUGCUCCCCGCAUCUAUGUCCUAUGUAGCCAGCUAUAUUUCAGGAAUCGCUCUGCUGGGCAUUCCUGUUGAGGUGUACUUGCAUGGGACUCAAGUGUUCAUCGGGCACUUGGCGUCUAUAGUAGCGCUGGCAAUAGGAGGUAUUUUCUAUCUUCCCGUAUAUUUAAAUCUUCAACUUGACUCAAUUUUUCAGUAUUUGGAGCUGAGGUUCAAUACCAGGGUCAGGAUUCUAGGCACACUAUUGUAUACCUGCAUACUGGUGGUGUAUAUGCCUGUUGUGUUAUUUGUUCCAGCUAUUGCGUUUAAUCAAGGUAAAUGCACUUUUAAUUACAGGUCUAUCCAUGUCUGCACAUGGGUUACUAGCAUAUGUUGUCUACUGUAUACCACCUUUGGAGGUCUGAGAGCAGUAAUGUGGACCGACACCAUACAGAACGUGUUCACACUUUUUGGAACGAUAUUUAUUGUUGUGGUGGGGUGUUGGAAACUCGGCGGCCCACGAGAGGUUCUAAGAAUAAACGAACAAGGAACAAGGCUAGAGCUAUUCAACUUUGACCCAGAUCCUACUGCACGUAACACUGUGUGGACUGUAAUAAUCGGCUACACGUGUAACUAUAUGACUGCACUUGUAGCCAACCCCGGGUCCUUCCAGAAGUUCCUCUCCGUUCCCACGUACAGACACGCCAAGUGGGUUCUGUUCUACAGCGGCAUUGGGUUUAUAGUGAUAAACACCUUUUGCUAUUUCCUUGGAGUCGUUCUGUACGCGAGAUACCAUCACUGUGAUCCUGUCGCCGCAGGUGUUAUCGCUAAGGCCAAUCAAAUGGUGCCCCUGUACGUGAUGGAAGUUGGUAGAGACUAUCCUGGACUCGCGGGACUGUUCAUGUCUGGAGUCAUGAGUGCAGCUCUUAGUACACUGUCGGCCUGGCUUAAUGCUGUGGGAGGAAUAUUGUAUACAGAUUUCAUGGAAGUGUUCUAUCCCAGAGUAAAACACUCUGAAGAAAAACAAUUCACUAUUAUAAAAUCAAUUAUCGUCAUCGUAUGCAUAAUUUCCUCAUCGCUGGUUGUAGUAAUUGAGAAACUAGGGACCAUCUAUCAGGUGACAGUGAGUAUGCUCAGUAUUGUUUAUGGUGCGACUUUGUCACUGUUUACACUUGGAAUAUUCUUCCCAUGUGUAAAUUCAAAGGGUGCCAUAGCAUCAGCGGUCGCGAGUCUGCUGGUAUCCAGUUGGGUGAUCAUAAACGCUCAGUUAUAUGCUUUGGAAGGAAAACUUCGAUUCCAAGGGAAAGUCACCAGUAUAGACAAUUGCCCUGCCAAUAUAAGUGACAAUUUUAAUUCCAGUACUUCAAGCCUCUUCAACUAUACUGGGGUAGGAUCUCCCGUGGUUGCGGAUAGUUCUGUGCCACUCUUGUACCAACUGUCUUACAACUAUUACUCUCUGCUUGGCACUCUGACUGGAGUAGUGGCAGGCCUGAUCGUGUCCUUACUCACCGGAACUCCCAACACCGCAACAAUGAACCCUGACCUCUUCAGUCCCUACGUGCGCAGAUUUCUGCCAAGAGCGAAUCAGCAAUUACAUCUUAACAAAAACGAGUACAUGUUAACACAUUUAAAUGAUAGUGAGAAUCCAAACAUAGAUGUCGUGGAUCCGCUGAAACCUAAUGUUGCUACACAUUGACAUUUAUUUGUCAAGAGAUUUCUUAGAAUAUCAACUACAGUUAUUGUGUAUAAAAAUACAGUUUUUUUAUUACA